Molecule: messenger RNA, 4896 nt
Organism: Monopterus albus (swamp eel)
Lineage: Eukaryota; Metazoa; Chordata; Actinopteri; Synbranchiformes; Synbranchidae
Gene: hrh2a
Product: histamine receptor H2a
Exons: 3
Coding region: 1964-3151 (395 amino acids)
Biological process (GO): positive regulation of MAPK cascade; adenylate cyclase-activating adrenergic receptor signaling pathway
Cellular component (GO): plasma membrane
Molecular function (GO): G protein-coupled receptor activity
Source: RefSeq, a predicted model, not a curated record
AAUGGCCAUGAUUAUAUAUUAAUAUGGUUUUAUUAAAACAAAUAUUUAUACAAAAAUAAACACAGGAAACAAAUAUGGCUAUGUGCUCACACACAUGCACUGUAAAAUGGGAAAGGGAAGUUAGGCAAAUAUGUCACUGCACACAUAUACACACCCUCAUAUACAUUGUCCCUUAAACGUCUAGUGGCUGCAGUAUAUGUCCAUAUCUGGACAUGCCUCACAGGCCUGCACCGGAUCCAGGCCUAGUUCCAGCUGGUUGUGUAAGCAUGUACUGUAUGUGUGCAUGAGAUACAAAGUAAGUGACUGACAAUGUGGGGCAGAGUUUGCUGAUGAAAACUGCUGAAAUGUGUGGUUUUAGUCAAUCUGCCUGAGAUAAAGGCUGAGAGGUUGUGUGUUUGAGAGCCGCACUUCAUACAUUAGUGGCAGUGUUGUCAGUGUUUGCUCUGGAUGUGGUUCAAAGCUGCGAGUCAGAAAUGUGUCCACAAAACAAAGAAGUAAAGAUGAGAAGAAUUCAAAGAUUAGAGAUGGGGAUAAGCCCAGAUUUAAUUACAACUUUUCGCUCCGUGUUCUUUUGAUUAGAUUGGCUAUUUCCCUGUCUCCAUGAAAAGCCAGUGUGUCCAUCUCUUGACGUCUCUCUCUCUCUCAAGGUGAUAAGUGAGCGGCACUAGACCACGUCUGGCAAAUGUCCCAAUAUCCAUUACAGUGAUUACAGUGUUAUAAAAUAAACGAGUAAACAUUACCCACCACUCACUGACGCAAACACCUGUACUCCAAACUCUCACUUAUCAAGCACCCAGCGCCCAUUACCCCAUUACCCCACAAGAACAAAUUUCAAAACUCAUGCCCACGUGCCAUUUAUUACAGAGGACAAAUAACAGCUCUGCAGCUCUGAUUUACAUUUCUGUCAAAAGAAAUUCAUGAAAAGAACUUCAUUUACAAACUAGGAAAGAUUACAUUUACUUGCAAUUCAUGUACAGCAAUUGUUAUUUUAUUUAUUGCACUCAUUUAUUCGUGUCUUCAGCUCUAGUCAUACAGUCUUUGACAGAGCAGCUCUCAUUAUCCUGACCAAACCUUCUGAUACCUCACUCAAGAUUUCCAUUCGAAACACAGAAUGAUCUAAAAUGGUAUGACUCUAAGGCUUUGCUACAUUGUUGAACAAAAAUGUUAUUCUUUGUCAAACAAGAGUAAUCAGAAUGUAUUAAUAAGAUUUUUUAAUGCUCAACCAGUUACGGUUGUAACUUCAUAGAUUUGCAUAAAAAUAAGUUAUAACCAAACCAAAAGAAAGUAAGCGCUCUUUGCUGUUUAAUGCAUGGCAUAUCCAAAACCUGUACCUGUGACUAACUGUGUUUAUCAUCUCUGUCCACUAGGUGUCACUAUAGCCAUAGGAGAUGGUGUUGAAAUCAACGUGAUGCCAUGGACUACAGUCUACUCUGCAGACAGAUAGCCGUUCAACUACCAUCGCAGACAUUUCAACAGUCAAACACUGUGCUGAUUUGCAGUUUUCAGCCAAAAGACAGAUGCAGCUUCUUGCAAGAAUUUUUGAUGAAUAUUUUCUAGCUUGUGAAAGGGAACAUUAGUGUGUUCACAGGUGUAGUCACAGGAGAAUUGAAAGCUAUGAUUAGUAGGGUUCAGGUACAGCCAGAGCAGUCAAGUAAAUUCAAGUAGCAGCUAGGACACAGGAAAUACUAGGAGACAGACAGAGACAGAAGGACCACCAUGUGGCCAAGACCUUCAGUCACAUGUGACCAUGCAAACACUGUGAAGAGACUGUGUGCACCAAAAUAAAUGGGAGCAGCCCAAGUUAAUUUAUUUAAGUAUAUUAUACAUGAGCUUAAAUAAUGCCUUCUGUGCAAAAAGUUAGACUUGUCACUUGGUUUAAAACAGAAAAGAAAACAUAACCGUGAUUCACAAAAAGCUUCAGCCAUGAUGUCAUCUGGUUGUCUAUAGUGAAGCUUCAGCAAUAAUGGUGUCACAAGUGAUGCUGGGUGUCAUCCUCUCCCUCCUCAUCCUUGUGACUGUCGGUGGUAAUGUGCUAGUGUGCCUGGCUGUCUGUGCCUCUCGACGUCUUCGCUGCCUCACUAACUGCUUCAUUGUGUCCCUGGCCGUGACAGACCUGCUGCUCGGCCUUUUGGUCCUCCCUUUCUCUGCCCUCCUCCAAAUCAACGACGACUGGCCACUCGGCCCCGUCUUCUGCAACUUCUACAUCUCCAUGGAUAUCAUGCUGUGCACCGCCUCCAUCCUCACCCUCCUGACCAUCAGUGUGGAUCGCUACCUGGCAGUGACCAUGCCUCUGAGAUACACCUCACUGGUGUUGCCAUGGAGAGUUGCUGUAGCCAUGGCCAGUAUCUGGAUGGUGUCUGUGGCUGUGUCUUUCUUGCCCAUCCAAAUGGGGUGGAAUACUGUUAAUGGAACGGUGCAGAACCACGGGCCUUGGGCUCCAAAAAGGAAAUGCCGUUUUGAGCUGAACAGACCAUUUGUACUAACUGACUCAGUUCUUACUUUCUACUUGCCUCUGGUGACUAUGUGCUGGACUUACCUACAAAUUCUUCGCAUUGCACGGGCACAGGCCAAGCGCAUGAUCAGUGCCCGGCCCACUUGUACCACCAACUAUAAUGGCAGGAACAAUCCUUCCACUAGGACCUCUGUGGUUUCCAGUGUUACAGCAGUGGCUCUGCGGGAGCACAAAGCCACAGUCACACUGGCAGCAGUAAUUGGGGCUUUUGUUGUGUGCUGGCUACCUUAUUUCAUCAUGUUCACAGUGUUGGGCCUAAAGGAACAUCCAGACCCUAGCACAGAGCCAGAAUAUCCCUAUGUGUUAUGGCUAGGAUACACCAACUCAGCCCUCAACCCUGUCCUCUAUGGAGCUCUCAACAGGGACUUCAGGUCAGCCUACACCCAUCUACUGAGAUGUCGAUGCCCUACUUACAGCGGGUGGAGAAGCCGACAGCUGUCUCCCAAUAUAGCAGCAGCCAGAGAGCAGCUGACAGAAGUGACACUGCUCUGUGGCCACACCCCUGCCACCUGCAGAGCAGGUCAAACAGAUCAAAACUUCACACUUGAAGAAAUGAACAACAGGACAACACCACACACUAUCCAAUACACAAAUGGCGGUGCUACCACUGAUCUCGGUGACAAUGAAAGCUCAUGCUAAGCCUGUGCAGGUGAGGUGGAUGCUGUGUUCACUCUACUGUGGGUAUAGCCAAGAAUCAGAACUCAUCCCGAGGAGAAAACAGGAGAAAAAACAUGGACCAAGAUUUGCAUCCCCUUUAUUUGGAAGCCUUCAUUCCCACAGUCAAAGAAUCAGUAAUAAACAAUGUAAGUACUGGUUAAACCGACAUCUCUACGGCCCCCACAGACCAGUCAGUCUGGUCUACAGCAAAUUACCAGUGACACAUUGAUCCCAGCUGCUUACCAGGCCAUGUGCUUAUUGGGGCAACCACUUCAGCAAAUGUGUCUUUGCUUUCAGUGGCAAUACAUUAUGCAUACAUUCGGCUCCCUUGCAUUUUUGAAUGUUGUGAACAGUGACAGCUAAUUGGUUUGCUCAUUAUAUGUGCAUGUUUGUAAAAUGGGCAUCAAUUAAAGCAGCAGAAUAACAUAAUACUUUGAUGACCCUAAAGCUGUAAAGGCUCUACGGCACUACAAUGCGGUGCCAUUUAGUGGUGACAAAUCCAGCAUGUGCUAACACACACAAUGACUGUAAGUCCCAUGUAAAAUAACAUUCUACUAUGUAGUGUAUUACAGUAUUGUAGUACUUGAGUCCAGAACUCAGACUCAAGUCUGACUCAAGUUCAGAUUUUCGGGACUUGUGACUCAACUUAGACUUGAGCAUUGAUGACUCAGACUCAUUCAGAUUAAAAAGUUGGAGAUGAGCACUGACUUUAUUAUCAUUAUUAUUAUUUUGUAAAAGGCCAUAACAAACUGGCCUAAGGUACUGAUAAUAAAACCUGUUCACCUGCACCAUGCUGUAUCCAGCACACUUCCUUCGAAGCCUACACUCUGUCUUUCUAUAAGUGAUUUUUAUGUAUCAAGUUGCUGAGCAAUAUGCUGAUACAACAGACUGUUAGAAAGUUUGAAAUAUAAAAUGGUGAGAGAUGCGCCAACUGUGUUUAAUUUAAACCUUGAUGACUCUGAAUCAGGUAACAGGGACUUGAGCCGGACUCUGGAUUAUUCUUUGGUGACUUGGACUUGACUCAGACUCGAGAUUUAAACCCCACUACAACCCCGGUCGUAUUGUGCAUGUUUGUAUUAAUGGUGUUGCCAGAUUUGCUGUCAGAUUAUUGUACUGAACUUUGACAUCAAUAAAGAAUUUUAAAAGUCAACACAUUAAAGGUGAUCUGAAAUUCAUCAUGCCAACUAACAUAAGCAUAGUCUAAUGAUCUGAGGAAAAGUGUAUAUGAUAUUUGUCCUAUUUGAUAUGGUUAGAUAUAGUUUUAAAACUAAUCGUGCCUAGCAAUGAGAUCCUGACAGCACUCCUAACAUUACAUUUUACAUAAACUCUCAUAAAUUGGGGAAGGAUUCCUCUGCAGCUAAUACAAUAAUGAGUGGACAGUCAUUUUAUUAGCACAAAAGAAAGUGAAUUGUAACCAGGAGAAUUUAUGUAAUUGAUUUAUUACCAUUGUUUUAUUGCCUUCUGUAAUAGUAGUUUCAGUCCUUCACAUAAUUGUGUUUACUGACAAAAUUACUACAAUUUUUGUGUUUUGCUGUUCAAACUACAACUGCACGUGGACAUUAAUGGGAAUUCAAUUUUUAAUAAUAGUAACAUUACAGUGGUUUCUGGAUACUGCAAUAUUCUUACACAUUAUGUACUUAACUCUUAACCUUUCUAAAACCACUUCCUACCUCAUAAAAAUGUAUGCACUGCCCUGCAUUAGAGAACCGGCUAAUCUCUGUACCAAG